Fibroporia radiculosa is the source of this 1683-nucleotide messenger RNA. RefSeq lists its product as uncharacterized. Gene Ontology annotation, molecular function: protein binding. The transcript is spliced from 6 exons. Lineage: Eukaryota; Fungi; Basidiomycota; Agaricomycetes; Polyporales; Fibroporiaceae. The coding region runs from base 1 to 1683 and encodes 560 amino acids. The record is from RefSeq and is a predicted model, not a curated record.
AUGGACGUCCCACGUCACGAGGAUCACAUUUUUCCUCCAACGAAACGUCAGAAGCGGCCAGAGAACGCGGAUGCCCACCGGUUGAGCAACUCAAACUUCUGGUUCGAGGACGGCGACAUUGUCCUGGAGAUCGAGGGGCACAUGUUCAAGAUCCACCGUUCACGACUGAAAUGCUCAGACAUAUUCUCUGAUAUGCUGGAGAUCCCACAACCUCAGAUUAUGGAAAGUGUCGAUGACUGCCCGCUCGUGCAGCUCCCAGACUCUGCGCAAGACUGGCAUACUGCGUUGCGCUGGAUGUAUGACCCUUCAUCAUUUAACUCCAUGCCACACCCUGUGCCCUUCUCUCUCCUUCCUAGCGCGCUCCGGAUAGCAACGAAGUACGAGAUCGGUGCUCUCCGUGAGUGGGCAAUACGCUGCCUACGAGCUCGCUGGCCGUCUGACCUUGAGCGCAUGGAUACAAUGUCCCUACCUUGUGCUGCUGAGGGAAUCGCACUUGCGCGCGAAUGCGAGGUUCCAGACAUCCUUCCGGCCGCAUUCUACGUGCUUUCCGUGCAGCGGUGGUGCUACAAUGCCGAUGGCGGACGGGCACAUGUCGUACUGUCUGCCACCGACAUGCGUCGUCUCCUCGUUGGGCGAGAGCGUUUGGACAACUUUCGUUGUCGGAUACUGGCUGAUCCACUCGCCCUGCACCCGAAUUCCCCCCCUUAUGAGGCAUGUGCGUCAUGUCGUGAUGCUCUGCAACGAUAUUGGCGCGCCAAGGUCGUUUCGGAUCCUCACUCGCCUCUAAAUUGUUGGCUGCUGCGCGAACUGGCGCAGAUGUCUGUCACACCCGCCGUGCUUCGUCGCCUCAUGCGCGAGCUCACCGAGCUCCAAACGAACCCGCCAGAGGGAAUACGCGUCGUCACCAGCGAUGAUAACAUGCUAGACGUGAUUGGAAUCAUUGAGGGACCAGAGGGAACUCCUUAUGCUGGUGGCUACUUCAGGAUCAAGUUCGCUUUCACAGAAGAGUUUCCGGCUGCGCCACCAAAAUGCCGUUUUAUCACCAAAAUAUUCCAUCCUAACGUUUCCUCUGCGGGGGAAAUCUGCGUUAACACGCUCAAGAAGGAUUGGAAGUCGUCAUAUGGAAUUGGCCACAUCCUUGUCACUGUCAAAUGCCUGUUGAUUUAUCCCAAUCCCGAAUCCGCAUUGGAUGAAGAAGCAGGCAAACUGCUCCUGGAGAACUACGACAGCUAUUGUGAGCGGGCGAAACUGAUCACGAGUGUUCAUGCAACACCCAGGGUGCGCCCUGCAGAAUUCACCGCACCAGUAGCAAGUCCUCUGUCUGCGGAGCCAUCGGCAUCCUUAUCCGUUGUGGCGGCUCCUUCGGUUCCGCCAGCCGCGCGCGUCACAUCAAACCCUAUUGUUUCUUCAAAUCCAUCGACGCAGCAAAAAGCCAUCCCAGCGCCGACGCUUCCAUUACAAACGUCAAUGCCAAAUGCUCUGAGUACCACACCUUCGGUGCAGACCCUCUCCGGCGACAAGGGUACGGUGAAAGAACGGCUAACAUCACCAUCACCGUUAGGAACAGCAGAUUCGAACGUGGCCCUAGCAGUGAGUGUAGACUCGGGAGCGAAGGCGGUGAAGAGGGCUGCGGCAGGUACGGGUACGGGAGAGAAGCGGAAGAAGGCUCUGAAGCGAUUAUAA